AAUGCAAUUCGGCCCUUUCUAACUUGAUGACGGUAAAUCUAUGCGCGGGUAACCUUGUGUUAUUUGACAAGAGGUUUCCCUUCAAACUCGUUUUAAUGGUGUGUUUAAAUGUUAACAUUAUUCCACAGUCAUGAGUAAAUACAUUUUACCUGUCUCUGUCGUCGGAACUGUGUUCGGUUGUGCUGUUUUACUAAAGAACCACGUGACGGGAGGCCGGUGUCCCAGUAAGGCAGUAAUUACUGGAAAGACUGUGGUAAUAACAGGAGCAAAUACAGGCAUCGGCAAAGAGACGGCUAAAGAACUCGCCAAGAGAGGGGGGCGGGUCAUUAUGGGAUGCCGUGACAUGAAGAAGUGUGAAGAAGCAGCAAAGGAAAUUCGUGGGAAGACACUGAAUUCUCAGGUUUACUCCUGUCACUUGGACCUGGCCUCCAUGACAUCUAUACGAGAGUUUGCAGAGAAAAUCAACAAAGAGGAGCAGCGGGUGGAUGUGCUGAUAAACAAUGCAGGAGUCAUGAGGUGUCCAGCAUGGAAGACUGAGGACGGCUUUGACAUGCAGUUUGGAGUCAAUCACUUAGGCCAUUUCUUGUUGACAAACCUUUUGUUGGAUAAGCUGAAAGAGUCCGCUCCCAGCAGAAUCAUCAACCUUUCCUCACUCGCCCACAUUGUUGGAAAGAUGGACUUUGAGGACCUGAACUGGGAGAAGAAGAAGUUUGACACCAAGCAGGCGUAUUGUCAGAGCAAGCUCGCCAACGUUCUCUUCACCAGAGAACUGGCCAAGAGAUUACAAGGCACAGGCGUCACAGUUAAUGCAGUUCACCCAGGAGUUGUGGCUACAGAGCUGGGGAGACACACCGGCCUCCACCAGUCGACGUUCUCCACCUCUGUGCUCAGCCCCCUAUUCUCCAUGUUGGUGAAGAGCCCAGAACUUGGGGCCCAGCCCAGUGUUUAUCUGGCUGUGUCUGAGGAGUUGGAGGGUGUGACUGGACACUACUAUGAUGUAAUGACAGAAAAGGAACCAGCUCCCCAGGCCUUGGAUGAUGAAGUAGCCCGCAAGCUGUGGGAGUUGAGCAGCAGCCUGGUGGGUCUGGAGAAGAAGACAGGAGAACAGACUGACGGGUCAAAGACUACAGCAGGAGUGAAAGGCAGAGCUGCACAGACAGAGACAAUGCAAACACAUGGACACAGUCCAGGAGCAGCUGUAGGUGCUGCGACAGUGUAGGUUUCAGAUGCCCUCUGGAGCAGCAGAGGGUACUGGGGGUUGCUGACCUAAGCUGUACCAGGUUGACUGUAACAGUUAAAGAAGUGGUAAGCACGAUGUCUGGACAGAUAGUGACUGUGGAGCUUCAUCUCCAAGUCUCUUACUACUGGAUGAACUAGGGCAAACACAUCAGGUUGUAAGGUGACACUCCACUGCUGUUGGGGUUUCUUUGCACCAGAGGUAGGUGUAACUGAUCCUGGAAUAGUAACAGAAAAUGGGAGCAUGGUUCCUCCACAUGCUGCACUCUGAUUGGUUACUUUUGUACCAUUCAAAUGACAAACAUCAAAGAUAUCUGAUAUGCGUGUGGAGUUUGGAACAUGUACGUUUGAAUGUGUACAAACUUAAAAAAUCAGCUUAAUCAGCUCACAGUCAUUGAACUAUGAUUGUAAAUACUGUAAACAUGUACUAUGCUAGUACCGGCAGUAUAUGCUAAUUUAAAUUUUGAGACGUUAAAACUUCCCCUCUGAUGUUUGCAGCCCCCUGUCUCACAAUUUAAAACACUGUAACAACACUCUUAGAAAACUGAUUGAGUUUUUCAUUAUGCCUUUUAUUGUACGUGGGACAAAUCGUCAAUAUUACAGCACCAAAGCGGGAUCUUUCGUUUUUCCUGUGUGACGCUUGGGAAAGAAACUGAACGUUUCAUAUCACAAUGAAUAAACGGUAGAAAAGGCAAAACGGCAAUGAGACAACAUGUCAAGGGAAAUUAAAACUCCCCACUAUAAAACAUGAAUAGUUAAAAGUAACCUUCCAGCUGUUUUGGGUGAUUCACACAACCAGAGACAAUCUCAUGACAGCCCUAUUUUCUUUCUGUGGCAGAAAAAAAUAUGAUCAUGGGUCAUGAUAAGGCCAGGGGAGGUAUUUCAUGGUUACAUAUGACUGCUAACAAGACGAAUGGCCUUUAAUGAACAAAGACGAAAAUACAGAAGGUCACUAAAGGUUUCCAAGGGAAAUGUCUGCAUGAACGCUUACAGUGACAAACGAGGGUAAUCUCAAACAUCAACUCUGCAAUAAACACAUUUAUUUUCUAACAGCACCAAAUAAAAGGAAAGUAUCUAGAGGAACUGCCAUAGUCCAGGUUACAGAUAUGAUACAUUAUUCCUACAAAUUCAGGCAAAAUAUAGAGUUUUUCUUAGAUACUGCUAUAAAGCUACACAUAAAAUAAUGGAAUAAACAGUAUAAAAAAGCAUAAGAGAAAAUGUAUUUUUUAAAUAACUUAUUUUUAAAAAAUCCACAGUCUGUUCUUCACCCACUCACAUUAGAUAUAAUUGAUAGACAGGGAAAAAAUACGCAGUAGGAUACAUUUUUAUUCAGCUUUAUUGAAGUGUAACAUUUCAGUGGCUGAAAACGCUUUAUUGGUUUACGGAGAAACGGACAUGAUGUAAGUGCAGAGACAUCUAAUGGCCAAGCUUUGAAAUACAUGUGUUUGAAAGCCAGAUAAACAUGGUCACUUUCAACGAAGUCGUUUUGGUUGAAAUAUAGUAUAAAAUCACUUUUCUAGAUUUUUUUUAGUCGACUACACAACGAACCCACAGCAGGGGGCGCACUGGAAACAUAUUUGAAAAAACAAAUUGUAUGAGGACGUUAGCAGCCCCAUGAUGUAAUAGAAAAGAGUUGCUCAAAUUGAUUUUAUCCUUCAAAAUGCGUGUAAUGUUGCUGUCUGCUUUGUCUAUUUAGAGAAAAGCAAGAGAGGUACAAAAGGUAGCAGAAGAAGAAGUCAAAAGGGGCAAAGAAGUUAAUGAGAGUGGUGCAGCACAUAUAUAAAGACACCGUCUUUAUAAAUAAAAUAUAAAAUAACCAUUUAGGCAUUUGAUAUUGCAAACUGCAAGCUUGCAUGUUGAAGUAACUUAUUUAAGGUUAAAUUAUUGUUUAAAGCUAUAGCUCUACUGUGCACCUAUUAUUGUCUUAUUUACUUCUGCUUCCUGGAAAAACAAAUCAAGUUUCCAAAACACCCGUCUUACAUUUCUGAAGCUCUUGUGUGCAAUGCUGCCAUUCCUGCAGCCUCUAAGUGCAGAGAAAAAUAUCUCUCCCAGAAGUAUUUCAGAGAUCCAUUGCAUAAGGUUUUUUUCCAUCAGUAAACCCCAGAGUCCAGAUCAAUAUGGGUCAUUCUGCUGUACUGUACAACGAUCUGUCUGAAAUGUGAAAUAAUACACCACAGAUCGUUCAUUUCAAGGUUGGUUUACAGAGGAGGGUCCAAGCUACCAUUCUAGAAGAUGACAGGUACUGGGGAUGGGUUA
Cynoglossus semilaevis (tongue sole) is the source of this 3492-nucleotide messenger RNA. Its product is annotated as retinol dehydrogenase 13. The transcript is spliced from 7 exons. The record is from RefSeq and is a predicted model, not a curated record. Bases 131 to 1219 code for a protein of 362 amino acids. Lineage: Eukaryota; Metazoa; Chordata; Actinopteri; Pleuronectiformes; Cynoglossidae.